GGGGCGAGUCCGGGGAUCUCCGCUCCUCCAGAGGCUCCCAGAGGCGCCUGGCCUCCGCAGAGCUGCAAAAGCGGCAGGGCUUGGUGGUCGGGGUGUCUGUGCUUCCCCUUUCUUCCUUGCCAGUCUUGGGCUGCCCCCCAGGAUCCAGGGAUCGGCAGGAGGGACCUGAGCCUCGGCGGCGCCGGAAUGGGAAACAGUGGCCUCCGCGCUCAUGUGGAAACAGCGCAGAAAACUGGUGUCUUUCAGCUUAAGGACCGCGGGCUGACCGAGUUCCCCUCGGACUUGCAGAAGCUGACGAGCAACCUCAGGACCAUCGACUUGUCCAACAACAAGAUCGAGAGCCUGCCGCCUCUGCUGAUGGGGAAGUUCACUCUGCUGAAGAGCCUCUCCCUGAACAACAACAAACUGACUGUUCUGCCUGAUGAGUUAUGCAAUCUGAAAAAACUGGAGACGCUAAGCCUAAACAACAAUCACCUGAAAGAGCUGCCCUCCACCUUUGGGCAACUCUCUGCCCUCAAGACCCUGAGCCUCUCCGGGAACCAGCUGGGAACACUACCACCCCAACUUUGUAGCCUUCGACAUCUGGAUGUAGUGGAUCUCUCUAAGAACCAGAUUCGGAGUAUACCUGACAUAGUGGGGGAACUGCAAGUCAUCGAACUCAAUCUCAACCAAAACCAGAUAUCUCAGAUCUCGGUAAGGAUAUCUUGCUGUCCACGUCUCAAAGUUCUUCGCCUGGAAGAGAACUGCCUUGAGCUCAGCAUGCUUCCACAAAGCAUCCUCAGCGAUUCCCAGAUCUGUCUGCUUGCUGUGGAAGGCAAUCUUUUUGAAAUCAAGAAACUUCGAGAACUGGAAGGCUAUGAUAAGUACAUGGAGAGGUUCACAGCCACCAAGAAGAAGUUUGCAUGAUGUUCCCAGGGCCAUGGAAACCUUACAGGACACUGACAUGGAACCUCUGUUGGAAUCUGGCUGAAUCAAAGGCCUGCGCUGUCGUCAAGGAUAUCUGUCGUAAGGAGAUUACACUCCAGGAGAUUAUAUUUCGCUCAAUGAUCUAGAUCCUUUUCAAGGCUCACCUCAAGUAAGCUAAAAGAAAAGGAAUGAGGAGACAGGAAGAGUCCUCCAUUUUGUCCUGGAUAUCAAAACCAUCAGUAGCUUGGCUGUAUGAAACCAGUAGCUAGUUGCUAUUUAUACGGUGAGGGGGUGCUGCCUGGUAACAGAACAGCUCCACACCACAGCUUAAAUUUCAAUGUGUGAGCUUUCAUAAAGUCAGUUGCCAUUCCAUCUGUGUUAACACUUCAUAUUUUUGUGAAAUUCAAGUAAUUUUUGAGACUGUUAUGGUUAAUCUGGGAAUUUAUGAUUUUGUUGUAGCCCAACCAUUCAAUUACCAGCUUUUAUACCAGGAACUUAGGAUGUACACAAGUAUAUGACUGUGUAUUGAUUAAAAGUGUGCGUUGUCAGAGAAGUUCAAACACAACACUAAGAGAUGUUUCCUAAGGCUGCAGUAGCAAAUUCUUUACUGCAGGUGCCUUAUUGGCAGAGGGCUCGGAAGAGCCAAAAAUCGUAUAUGCAACACUUGUAAUAUAACAGAUUUUAAUAAUCAAGAUUUUCCUGAAGCUUUGGUAGAAAUAAUGUCUUAUUUCUGGUAAUCUUUCCCCUUUUUUGUAUUUAUACCUCUACUAAUUAAAUUACCUAUCCAAAAACCAUUACUAUAAUAUUUUAAAGCAAGCUAUGUUAUCAAGUGUAUUCUCUGAGAGAAUAUACUAAAAUAAAGAAUUUUUAAUGAA
Messenger RNA from Lepus europaeus (European hare), 1781 nucleotides. It is a transcript of the gene LRRC57, whose product is annotated as leucine rich repeat containing 57. Gene Ontology annotation, molecular function: protein binding. NCBI's taxonomy places the organism in Eukaryota, Metazoa, Chordata, Mammalia, Lagomorpha, Leporidae. The coding region runs from base 187 to 906 and encodes 239 amino acids. The record is from RefSeq and is a predicted model, not a curated record. The transcript has 6 exons.